Hippocampus zosterae (dwarf seahorse) is the source of this 1880-nucleotide messenger RNA. RefSeq names its product excitatory amino acid transporter 1-like. The record is from RefSeq and is a predicted model, not a curated record. The coding region runs from base 229 to 1836 and encodes 535 amino acids. Gene Ontology annotation, cellular component: plasma membrane. NCBI's taxonomy places the organism in Eukaryota, Metazoa, Chordata, Actinopteri, Syngnathiformes, Syngnathidae. The transcript has 10 exons. Gene Ontology annotation, biological process: D-aspartate import across plasma membrane; L-aspartate import across plasma membrane; L-glutamate import across plasma membrane. Gene Ontology annotation, molecular function: glutamate:sodium symporter activity; L-glutamate transmembrane transporter activity; neutral L-amino acid transmembrane transporter activity.
UGACUCCCGUGGCACCGCCUUCAUUUUCCCUUACUGGCUCUUUCACGAGCAAUGCUCCCCCUCGCUCUUUUUUCUGCUUCUCCUCUCGCCCCAACUCCUCAUUUCUGCACUUUCACCAGCACAGAGUAACCCUGUGACCACCACCGACCCGACCCUCCUCUCCAUCCACCCACUGACAGAACUUUCAAAACUCCACCAAAGCGUCUCAAGUCUCAAGACAGUUCCUCUAUGAUGCAAGCCAACGGGGAGGACCCGCAGAGAGCACGACGAGGCCUCCGGCAAAUCCAGGCCAGCAUCCACUCCCGUUCGCUGCUGGCUAGGAAGAGAGUGUCGAAAAUCAGCAAGAAUGAUGUAAAGGGCUUCUUCAUAAGGAACAUCUUUGUCAUAUUCACUGUGGCAGCUGUCAUCAUUGGUAUCAUUCUGGGGUUUGCCCUACGGCCGUACAAGAUGUCCUACCGUGAUGUCAAGUUCUUCUCUUUCCCCGGAGAGCUGCUGAUGCGGAUGCUACAGAUGUUGGUGCUGCCCCUUCUGGUGUCCAGCCUCAUUACAGGCAUGGCCGCACUAGACAGCAGCGCGUCAGGUAAAAUGGGUAUGAGGGCGGUCAUCUACUACACCAGCACCACGGUUAUUGCCGUGUUCAUCGGCAUCGUCAUGGUGGUCGUCAUCCACCCCGGUAAAGGCUCGAAGGACGAGUUCACCACCACGCAAAAAAUCGACAGUGUUAGUCCCGCCGACGCCUUCCUGGACCUUAUCAGGAACAUGUUCCCUCCAAACCUUGUGGAAGCUUGCACCAAACAGUUUAAGACACAGUAUGCCAAGAGAGUGAUCCAAAUCAAUGUGACGGUCAACAAGUCGGUGUUCCUGCUCAACGGGAGCCAGGUGAUGACAAGGGAGGAAAUGAUCCCUGUACCGGGUGCUGUCGAUGGGGUCAACGCAUUGGGCCUGGUGGUCUUUUCCAUGUGCUUUGGGUGGAUCAUCGGGAAAAUGGGGGAACAGGGACAGCCCCUGAGGGACUUCUUUGACUGUCUCAGUGAAGCCAUCAUGAGGCUGGUGGCCAUCAUCAUGUGGUAUGCCCCCAUCGGUAUCCUGUUCCUGAUCGCGGGUAAAAUUGUGGAGAUGGACGACAUCUCAUCAAUGGGCGGCCAGCUGGGUAUGUACACAAUCACCGUCAUCUGUGGCCUGCUCAUCCACGCGAUCGUGGUCCUGCCCACGCUCUACUUUGUGGUCACCCGAAAGAACCCCUUCAUCUUCAUCUUGGGGCUGCUCCAGGCCCUUGUCACGGCUCUUGGAACAUCCUCCAGCUCUGCCACGCUGCCAAUCACGUUUAAGUGUCUUGAGGAAAACAACAAAGUAGACAAGCGUGUAACCCGCUUUGUACUCCCCGUGGGUGCCACUAUCAACAUGGACGGCACCGCCUUGUAUGAAGCGCUGGCGGCCAUCUUUAUCGCUCAGGUGAACAACUUUGACCUCAACUUUGGGCAGAUUCUCACCAUCAGCAUCACAGCCACAGCAGCCAGCAUCGGAGCAGCUGGAAUCCCACAGGCGGGGCUGGUCACCAUGGUGAUAGUGCUCACGUCUGUGGGCCUACCCACUGAUGACAUCACGCUCAUCAUCGCCGUUGAUUGGUUCUUGGACCGACUGCGUACUACGACCAAUGUUCUGGGAGACUCCAUCGGGGCUGGUAUCGUGGAGCAUCUAUCUCGUCACGAGUUAGCCCAAGACCCAGAGGAGGCCCACUUGGCGGCAGCGGAGGAAGUGGACAAGAAGCCCUACCGACUCAUCUGUCAGGAAAACUUAAAUGAGAGACCCAUCACUGACAAUGAGACAAAAAUGUAGUCCAUUUUUGUUGCUUUAAUUCGGUUGAUCUUUUUUUUGUUUUU